Messenger RNA from Sciurus carolinensis (gray squirrel), 3615 nucleotides. RefSeq names its product G protein nucleolar 3 like (gene Gnl3l). Gene Ontology annotation, cellular component: nucleolus. Gene Ontology annotation, molecular function: GTP binding. The record is from RefSeq and is a predicted model, not a curated record. NCBI's taxonomy places the organism in Eukaryota, Metazoa, Chordata, Mammalia, Rodentia, Sciuridae.
AUGACCGUACGAGGAAAUCUGAUGACUCCCCUUACUAUUUCCCUGCUUCCUCCCCUCCGCUAUUUCUUAACCUACAGUGCAGCCACAGGAGGCGGGGCCGGCAUGAGGGCGAGGGAGUCACCGAAGGAAAAUAAAAAACCAGGUAGUUCCAAAGGCUGUAAGAAGCCUAUGAAGCAAAAUGGGAAGAAAGCAUCCUCCAAAGGCACUCUACUCCCCAGUUUGGUUCAUUGUAAUGAUCAUGCCAGCCGGGAGGCUGAAUUAAAGAAGAAGAGGGUUGAGGAGAUGAGGGAGAAGCAGCAGGCUGCUCGGGAGCAAGAGAGGCACAGACGCAGGACCAUUGAGAGCUACUGUCAGGAUGUCCUGAGACGGCAGGAGGAGUUUGAACGCAAGGAGGAAGUUUUGCAGGAAUUAAAUAUGUUUCCUCAGCUGGAUGAUGAGGCUACAAGGAAGGUAUACAAGGAGUUCCGUAAGGUGGUGCAAUACUCUGAUGUAAUUCUGGAAGUCCUGGAUGCCAGAGACCCAUUGGGCUGCCGCUGUUUCCAAAUGGAGGAGGCUGUUCUGCGGGGAGGCAACAAGAAGCUGGUCCUGGUCUUGAACAAGAUUGUAGGUGUUAGGCUGAAUUGGGUAAGAUCUGGUUCUAAGGAGAUUGUGGAGAAAUGGGUGGAUUACCUUCGUAAUGAACUGCCAACCGUGGCCUUUAAGGCCAGCACCCAACAUCAGGUCAAAAACUGCCCUUAUUUCCAGAAUCGGUGUAAUGUGCCAGUGGAUCAAGCCCCUGAAUCGCUGCUAAAAAGCAAAGCUUGCUUUGGAGCUGAAAAUCUCAUGAGGGUUCUGGGAAACUAUUGCCGCCUGGGUGAAGUACGCACCCACAUCCGUGUGGGUGUCGUGGGCCUUCCCAAUGUUGGGAAGAGCAGUCUGAUCAAUAGCCUGAAGCGCAGCCGUGCAUGCAGUGUGGGAGCCGUUCCUGGGGUCACCAAAUUCAUGCAGGAGGUCUACCUAGACAAGUUCAUCAGGUUGCUGGAUGCUCCAGGCAUUGUCCCAGGACCCAACUCAGAGGUGGGCACCAUCUUGCGUAACUGUAUCCAUGUGCAGAAGCUGGCAGACCCUGUGACCCCAGUGGAGACAAUCCUACAGCGUUGCAACCUGGAAGAGAUUUCCAACUAUUAUGGGGUUUCUGGGUUCCAGACCACUGAGCACUUUUUGACUGCAGUGGCCCACCGCUUGGGGAAGAAGAAGAAGGGAGGCUUAUACAGUCAGGAACAGGCUGCCAAAGCUGUCCUGGCUGACUGGGUGAGUGGGAAGAUCAGCUUCUAUACACCACCACCACCCACCCACACUCUACCAGCCCAUCUCAGUGCUGAUGUUAAGGAGAUGACUGAAGUCUUUGACAUUGAAGAUACUGAGCAGGCCAAUGAAGACACCAUGGAAUGCUUGGCCACAGGAGAAUCAGAUGAGCUGUUGGGUGACACGGACCCGCUUGAAAUGGAGAUCAAGUGGCUCCAUUCUCCGAUGGUGAAAAUAGCAGAUGCCAUUGAAAAUAAAACUACUGUAUAUAAGAUUGGAGACCUCACUGGUUAUUGCACCAAUCCAAACCGUCAUCAGGUGGGGUGGGCUAAACGCAAUGUGAACCACCACCACCCCAAGAACAACAGCGUGGUGGAUGUCAGCUCAGUGGACCGCCGUCCAAUGCUGCAGAGGAUCAUGGAGACAGAUCCUUUGCAACAGGGCCAGGCUUUGGCAUCUGCCUUGAAGAACAAGAAGAAGAUGCAGAAGCGUACAGAUAAAAUUGCCAGCAAGCUGUCCGAUUCCAUGAUGUCUGUUCUCGACCUCUCUGGCAACGGUGAUGACAGUGCUGGUGACUGAUCAGCUGAUUCACUCCCCUCCCGCUCCAAGCACCGGUUCCUGUGGGAUGGGGGAAUACAAAUGGAGUUUGGUUCUCUCUGAAGUAUCUAUAUAUUUAAAAAACCCUCCCAUACUGUGUCCCCUCCCCAUACUAUUCCCUCCAUCCUCUCUAGAGAGGCUGGAGUUGCCAAUCCAGUGUCCUUUACUUAAUCCCUGCUGUGUUUUACAAGAUAAAUAAAAUAUCAGCAGAGCCCAGGUGCUAACAAUUUAUCCCUCACACUUAAUCCCAGGAUCCCACCCCGCAGGUUGAGCUGAUAUUAGGGAUGACCUCCCACAAGCCCUCUUAGACCGCUGAAUGUACAAUAAAGGCUAGACUGUUAGUAGACCUGGAGACCCUGCAGGGAAGAUGAUUUCUUUACCAUUCAACAAGAGGUAUCAGCAUCAAGGUAUUCCUGUAAUGGGCUCCUGGCCAUGCAUCUUUCUUCCAAGUUCUUAAGUCCUCACCUGGGUGGCAGUGGGGACAGGGGGAAUAGUGAUGAGCCUUUUUAUAUCUGUGGAAGAGUCUGGAGAUAGGAUAGAGGGAAGAAGAAAACAAACAAGCUUGGCUGGUGCUAAAGUGUGUUAGGUACUAUUUUGUAGGAAAGGAAUAGAAGGUACCUGUUGUUAGGGCAGCUGGGUGCUUUAGGGACAGUCCCAUCUUGGCAUAUGUGAGAAUUUGGAGGAAUUCUGUUAACUGAAGUGCUCUUGCUGGUCCCUGCCCUUGUGGACCUUAUCCAGCAUCAGAAUUUGAAUUCCAUAAUUCCAGAGAGUUUUGGUUCCAUUUAUUCAGAGUGUGCCCUUAAGAGAGCAGCAGUAUUUGGGACUGUACCAGCUAACUCCUUUCCUAGUGCCUGGAAGCCACCCAUUAAAGUAUAAUUAACUAUCACCUUUUGGACAGCCUACCCAUCAGACAAGAGCAGCAGGCCCAAGCAGUACUAGGGUCUUGGCUUAGUCAGCUUGCUGUCACUAUUAUAAAAUACUUAAGAUAUCAAUUUAUAAAGAGAAAGGUUUAUUUUGACUUAUAAUCUUUAAAGUUACAAUCUAUGAUCAACUGGCUCCAUUGCUUUGGCUUUCUGGUGAGGUAGCAUAGAUAAACUGGGUAUAAGUGGUGACCAACCUUCAUCUCAUGGCCGGUAAGCAAAAAAAAAAAAAAAAAAAAAAAAAGUGGGAGUGCCUGAAGUCCCACAAUCCCUUUCAUUGUCUCACGAUUUAAGGAUCUCCCACCAGGCCCUGCCUCCUAAAAGUUUAGUCCACCUCCUAAUAGUACCACCCCGAGAUCAAGCCUUUUAACACAUGGGCCUUUGGGGUACAUUUAAAAUCCAAACUGUAGCAAGCUCUUGGACUGGGAUAGAAGAUUACAACUGAAAUGAUCUCAUUUUACUAGGGAUUUUGUUUCAUGUACAAAAUUUCAGUUCCUAGCAGUUUAUCCAGAGUCGAGAUAUUUGUAGGGAGUGAGCAUUGCAUUACUUCGGUCUUUGCCCGCUACACUAAACUUCCAGCUAUCCUUUGACCCAUGAAUAAUACCCUUUAGUCUUGCUCUUACCUCUGCCUCUUAGGCCAGCACCCGCAGUUUACCUAACCAGAUCCUAAUAACCAAAUCAGGUGAUAGACUAGAAUGCCACUGACUAUAGACUGUUUUAUUUUGAGACAGACUACUCCUGUAUUCAGGCAUGGCCAAAGGAGGGAGUUAGGUACUGAUUGAGCACAAACUGUAACAAGCUCUGGAAAUCUGUU